AUGAAACCGAUUGAAUUGUGUACAUUACGAGGGCAUCUAAAUGAUAUUACUUGUACAGAACCUUAUUAUAUUGGAGGAAAGGUAUCGUUAGUUUCGGCCGAUUCAAAUGGGUGGAUCAUUUGGUGGGACAUAAAUACUAGAAGGCCAAAUUGUGUGUGGAAAGGACAUGAUAGCAAUAUAGUUACAUUAAGACAAAUAUGCAAUGGGCUAUUAUUGACGCAUUCAAAGGACUCAGAUAUUAAGAUAUGGGAUGUUGAGAAUUUCAAAAGUGGAAGUAGAGAGAUGCCAGCUGAGAAAUAUAAUAACGUUCAAUAUUUCAGUAUAGAUAGAGAUGGUGAGGAAGAUAACAACGUCUCAAAAAAUGAGCUACUUGAGGCAUUCCCGUUGCCGGAGAAUGUUGUAAUCCCAGUAAAUGCAUUGAAUUAUUGUAACGUGGACUAUUCUAAUCACCAUUUAAUAACACCUGCUACGACUGAUUCUAAUAAUUUUGAUCUAUAUCUGAUAUUCAAGCCAUCACACCAGACGGACGAAUCGUUAGAAGCAAAGUUGAACUUGAAAAGAGUAGCUGCUAAUAUUGACCCUUGGAAACUUUAUAAAAAAACUAUAACUCAGUUAAAUAAAGAACAAGGAGUGGAGUUUGAAAUAGGUAAUGAAAAUGAUAUUUUGAAGAGAGAUAAAUUUGGGAUAAUGAUGAAAGUGUUAUUUGUGAGAGAUGAUCUAUUCUAUAUUGGCUAUGAAUCUGGACACUUGAUUGGAUACCAUAUUGAUUUUUCUGGUGCCAUUAACAACGAAAAUGAAGGGGCAAAAUCGGAUUCAGUGAAACCUGACAAAAAUGUAUCGGGCCUUGCGGGAUUAUUUGGAAAUAAAACAAAAUCCUUUGACAAGACAAUCAUAAAUAAAGACCCCCACAUAAAGAUGAUCUAUAUGAAUGAUUCAUGCUCCCCAUAUCCUAUAAUAUCAUUAGUGUAUGACAACAAAGAAAAUAAAAUUAUUUGUGGUUCAGCUGGUAAACAAUUAACUUUUCAUAAAAUUCCUGAAGAAUUUUCUCAAUUCAAUGAUAUUAGCGAUUGUAAACGUUAUAAUUUAAGACAUUCGGGAAUUCAGUCCGUUUCUAUUAAUAAUAGCUUACUUGUUGUUGGAUUUUGGGAUGGGCUUAUCAAAGGAUAUGAUCUUGAUUUGAAUGAAUUAUUCAAAUAUUGCAAACGACUUCCAAGAAUUGAUGUCUUAGAAUCCAAUAGCGGCCAGCAGCAGCCCCGCGAGAAACAAAAUAGCAUCAAGUUAUGUACAGUUAAGUUAGUAAUACCAAAUGAAACGGAUGUGGUCAAAUCAAACGAUUAUAAAUCUUUAAUCAAACAUAAGAGAGAUAUAACAACGACUAAUUUAUUAAUUUCGAGUUAUUACGACGGGACGAUUACUAUUUUUAAAGUCUAA
Molecule: messenger RNA, 1431 nt
Organism: Debaryomyces hansenii CBS767
Lineage: Eukaryota; Fungi; Ascomycota; Pichiomycetes; Serinales; Debaryomycetaceae
Exons: 1
Coding region: 1-1431 (476 amino acids)
Molecular function (GO): protein binding
Source: RefSeq, a predicted model, not a curated record